Microplitis mediator is the source of this 2820-nucleotide messenger RNA. RefSeq names its product cytochrome P450 4C1-like. Gene Ontology annotation, molecular function: monooxygenase activity; heme binding; oxidoreductase activity, acting on paired donors, with incorporation or reduction of molecular oxygen. The record is from RefSeq and is a predicted model, not a curated record. Lineage: Eukaryota; Metazoa; Arthropoda; Insecta; Hymenoptera; Braconidae. The transcript has 12 exons. Bases 132 to 1688 code for a protein of 518 amino acids.
AACUUUCGGCUUAUUAAUGAAACGCAAUAUAUAAAUGUAUAAUAGUUCUAAAUUAAAUUCAUUUGGUACGCACUUGUUCAUCAGAACGACAUAAUUGUAUACUUACGUUAAAUUUAUCGAAAUUUUAAGCAAUGUUUGGAUUAACUUUAAAUCGCGAUUUUCGUAUACUAUUAACUAGUAAUUUACUGUCAUCGGAGAUAUUGAUAGCAGUGAUUUUUAUUUUGAUCUUAACGUAUCUGUGGAGUGACAUUAAAAAUUAUUUAGUAGCUUAUGGUAAAUUAGUAAAAGCAGCUAAAUCAUUUCCUGGCCCUCCGACGCUUCCUUUAAUUGGAAAUGCGUUAAUUUUUGCCGGACACAGAGAUGAGAUUUUGAACAAACUUAUGAAGCUCGGUAAAACGAAUCCCGAUACAUUUAGAGUAUGGCUAGGCCCUGUAUUGGCUAUCGUCAUAACAAAUCCUAAAGAUUACGAGAUUGUCUUGAGUAGCCCAAAAAUAAUUGAAAAAGCAUUUUUUUACAAUUUAAUGGAACCAAUAGCUAUAAAUAGUCUGAUUAAUGGAAAAGGACCGAAAAUGCGCGCCAGACGUAAAAUGAUAAUUCCCAUCAUAAAUGGCAAACAGUUAUCAAGUUAUAUUCAAAGUUUUAAUUUUCAUACUCGACGUUGCGUAAAACUUCUUACAAAAAGAGAAGGCAAUGGCGAAUUCGAUGUAUUCAAUGACAUGGAACUUUGUAUUUCAGACAUUAUCUAUGAAACAUUGUUUGGGAUUGAAGGAACGGCACAAAUUAAUGGAGACGCAUCAAUUGCUCAAAUUAUUGAGAAUGCAAUAAAUAUUCUUUGGGAAAGGAUUCUCAAAAUUUGGUUGCACCCUUCAUUUAUUUUUCACAUGACUAAAAACGGUAAAGUAUGGAGAGAGUCUGAUAUAUUGCUUCGAGAAUAUUUAAAUAAGAUUAUAACUGACAAACAAAGGAUAUAUGAAGCAUUAGAAAAAGGUGAGGAAAAUAUUGAAAGACCUAAACCAUCGAUACUCGAUUCAGUUAUCGAGACUGCUGUCAGAACAAAGUCGAUUUCUGUUGAUGAAAUUCGUUAUGAUAUGAUUGCUUCUUUUGUUGGUUCUAAUGAUACGAUUCAUGGUGUGAUAUCAUUUGCAUUAUUAAUGAUAGCGAUGCAUCCCGAUGUUCAGGAAAAAGUACGUGAAGAAAUAUUGGAUGUUGUUGGAGCAGAUAGUGAUGUUUGUGAAGAACAUAUUAGUAAAUUGAUAUACAUGGAAAUGGUUAUCAAAGAAACAAUAAGACUAUUUCCGGUUGGACCCUUGAUUGCUAGAAGUGUCACUGAAGAUAUAGAUAUCGAAAAUUAUACGGUUCCAAAAGGCAGCACUCUGGCUAUCUUAGCCUGUGUAACUCAUAGAUCUGAAAAGUACUGGACGGAGCCUGAAAAGUUCAUUCCAGAAAGAUUUCUGCCGGAAAACUCAAAAGACCGGCAUCCUUAUGCUUUCAUACCUUUCAGUGGAGGCCUUCGUGGAUGUCCUGGUUAUAAGUUUGGUCUUGCUUGUCUAAAAGUACUAAUUGUUCACUUCGUUCGUAAUUACCAAUUUAGUACGACGAUGAAACUUGAAACAAUGAAAUUGAAAACACAUAUAUCUGUUAGGUCAGCAAGUGGAUACAGAAUGUCUAUUAAAAAAAUAAUUUCCUAAUUUAAAGUAUAUAUAUAUAUACAAUUUUUCUUCAAGACUUAUCAAUUCCAUCAUAUUCAGAAUAUAUUUUUAAGAAUAUUCAGUCACGACCCAGAUUUUCUUUCGGAUCAAAUAAAAAUUUCUUUUUUUUUUCUUAAUUUUUAUUUGUUGAGUUUUAUUUGCUAAAAAAUUCAAAGACCAGUCACCCGAAAAAUUAAAAAAUUACCAAGAGUUCAUCCGUACAUAUCACGGAGAGAAAAAAAUAGUAAUGAUUACUAUGUUACAUAAUAACCAGACUCAUUUUUUGUAAAAUGGUAAAUAAUGCUAUGUAGAAUAGAACUCAUUACCAUUUUUCUGGUAAUGAUUACUAUGUUACAUUGAAACAACUAAAAUGGUAAAAAUCGCUAUCUAGCAUGGGAAUCAGGGCUAUGUAGAAUGGUACUCAGUCCCAUGCUGGAAUAGCUGUCGUUACAGUUUAAUAAGUGAGACAAGAAAGUAAACAUGCGCGGACGUUUGCCCAGUAACCUAUGUGUAUGUGUUACAUGUAUGUGUGCGAAGUAUAUUAUUAAAUAUUUUAAUUUAUUUAAUUAUUAUUUAUCUGUUAUCAAAAAAUGAUAUUUCAUUUUGAGCAAUAUCUUAAUUAUUUCAAUAGAUUAAUUCAAUUUCUACAUAUAUCUAUUUAUAGUAACCUGAGUUAUUUGUUUUGUCAUAACCUUAUUUACUAAAAAUGAAAUAAAUAAAACAUCGUAAACGUUACUAGGUAACAUUGUAGCCAUAUCCAUUUACAUAGUUCUCUCGUCAAUGUAGAAUAGUAAUCACUUCUAUGCUAGCAUAGCCACCGUUACUAUGUAGAAUGGGGGGGAUUACUCUGCCCGGUGACUCUCGACGUUAAAAAAUCCUCGUUUCUAUGUAACAUAGUAAUGGUUACCAUUCUACAUAGGAAUUAUAACUAUUUUUUUCUCUCCGUGUACAAAUGUACAAAAUAACUUUUUAGAAAAAUCGUGCGGGAUAUUCCCUAAUUUUCAAAAUUAGUUUAGAGGCCACCUGUUGGGAUGUUUUAAAAGUAAAUCAAUGAACUUAUGACCGUUUAUAAAAACUUUCAGUGAAAAGCAUAAUCAAAUAAAUUCACAGAUAAAAUUAAUUAAGUUAAUUA